CCCUAGGAGGAGGAACUUACUCCAUGUGAAGGGUUGGAGUGUGUUAUGUUUUAUUUCAUUUCUGUCCAUCACGUGAAGGAUUCCUAGCAACAUGAAAGUUUCUUUAAAAAUUAGGAAGUAUAAUAAACAUUUCAUCCAUGUCAGACCAUAAUCUCCUUAUUGAAAUGUACGUAAUCAUAAAAAAGGUAAACAUUCAUGAUGGUUGAGGAUAAUUAAGGAUUGGGAAAUGUGUAUAAAAAAAUGUGCGGUACCUGAGGACGAGGACGAAAAUGAUUCUCGAAACGUGCGAGUAUUUUCUCAAUUAAACCACCUUACAUUACUGAUAGUUCGAGAAGAAUUCAUUAUACAUUAGUCCUGCUAUUAUUUCAUCGACGCCCAAUUUGCAUCGUCAAUAGCAUUGACUAAUCGAGUUACAUUUUCAUCCAGCGCCUGUCUGGACGUGACUCAUACGAGCUGUGACGUACAACGUGCAUUGUGCUGAUGGUUUGUACUUGUGAUCGUAUGAAAUUUGUAAUUGUGAAAUCUGUAGUGAAAAACAGAGAACGCGUCCUACUUUCAUAGGAAAAUAAAAGAUGGAGCCCAGUGUUAUUUUUCGCUUUUCUUUGUCUCAGGGCUCUUGGCAAUUUCGUGGAUGCAUUUCGUUCACAUGUCGUUUGUGGUAUGUGUAGUCCAUCUGUAGAUUUGUGAUACAAAAUGUGUCAGCAAUGGAAAGUUGGGUAAAAAGAGGUGCCUUGUCAUCAAGAUGGGAAGACAAUACAAAUUACGUCAGUGAUUCUGUAUCUGCUGAAGAAGACAGCGAUAAAGAGGACGAAGAAUGUGUGAACCUGGUUGAAUUAAAAAGUGACGGUAGUGACAACCAUUUUUACCACGGCCGUUUGGGACCGCAGUUAGUGCAAGAACCGGAGAGAGUAGAUCGGAAUGGAUGUGUUGCUGCAGAACUGAGUUUUGCUGAAGCACCUCUGUCCAGCAUAACAAGAGAAAAGUGUCGUCAAAUAGAAGCUGCUCUUGCUGAGGAUCCAGUUGAUACCUUAAAAUUAAAGAAACUUGCAUUGUCUGAAGGUGGCCUUGUUAAUGAUGCACUCAGGAGGAAAGUGUGGCCAAAACUGUUGGGCCUUGAUACGCAAGCAGCAACAGAACCGCCAACUGAAAAAGAACUAGAAGCUCACGCGGAGUAUCAUCAGGUAGUGUUGGAUGUUGACAGAUCACUGAAACGUUUUCCACCAGGUAUCCCAUAUGAACAGAGGGUGGCGUUACAAGAUCAGUUGACAAGGCUUAUUCUCAGGGUUAUUAUCAAAUAUCCUCAUCUUCGAUACUACCAGGGCUAUCAUGAUGUAGCAGUAACUUUCCUGUUAGUGGUUGGAGAAGCAGAUGCAUUCCAAAUCAUGGAGAAAUUAUCCACAGAACAUUUGAAAGAAUGUAUGGAGCCCACUAUGGACAAGACUUCCUAUUUGCUCAAUUACAUCUACCCACUUAUACUUAGGGUGAAUCCAGAGUUGUAUGAAUAUAUGGAAAGGUCUGGUGUUGGUACAAUGUUCUGCUUGCCAUGGUUCCUUACUUGGUACGGUCACAGUCUAAACCAGUACGGAGAUGUGGUAAGGCUCUACGACUACUUUCUUGCUUCUCCUCGUUUAAUGCCACUGUAUGUAGCUGUUGCUCUUGUGAUCCACCGAUGUGAUGAAAUUUUUAGUGUGGAUUGUGACAUGGCCAGCAUUCACUCCCUGCUCUCUCAGAUUCCAGAUAAUGUACCAUUUGAAAGCCUUCUAAAACAAGCGACGAAGUUACAUGAAGAUUACCCACCAAGAAGCAUUGAAGCUGAAGUGCAGGAGAGAUUUAAGAAAGAGCUGCAGCUUAGAAGAUAUGAUGACAGACCUCAAACCCCGAGAGUACGUCGUCAUAACUUAAGAGCACUUUGGCAUUACGUUGCUGAAAUGGACAGAUUGCUCCCACACUGGGCUUUAGUUCGUCACGUUGCUGUGCCCCGUUUCCGUUCUCGAUUCGUUUUUGUUACCACUGCUGCGCUGUUCGGGCUCUAUGCUUACUUUCGCAUGGCAGAUGCACUCGGUGUGAACAGCUCAUUGCCCGUUAGGUAGUACAGAAUCCGUUAUUUUAGUCUUGUGCUGGUUAAUAAUACAUAUUGACAUAUUUUGAAUGUGCAACCUCCUGAAUAUGUAGAAUGCUUCAAACUGAUAUCUGCACUUCUGUGAUGUGUGCAUAGAUAGGAAUUUUCUGGUUUAAGUGCUCUUGCAAUCAUUUUUCAGUCAACAAUCAUCAUGGCUUGAAUCCAAAGAUUGACAGUGACAAAAGUGAGAUUUGAGGUUUUCACAGCAGCGACCAUAAUGACGAUGUUCUUCUGGGUUUUGUCACCGCGUUGGCUGGUUGAUCAGUCAUAAUGACCCCAAAACCCAGAUGAGUAUCAUCAUUAGUGACAAAAGUUUUGCAUUUGUCUGCGAGUGGAGAACUAAUAACUUUGUGUUCCUGUAUUCAGUAACUAGUGAACUUGUACUUUGCAGGUACGUCUCUUGUGUGCGGGGCUUAAAAUUAAAAUAGGACGUUGUCAUACAAUGGGCCCAGUAUCACAUUGUCAGACUUUAUCAAUUUUGGCCUGUUUGGAAUGACAGUUGUUUCAUUAUGGACUGGAAGCAUACCAGUAUAUAUAUUUUAAGAAAGGUUAACAUUAUGUUGAUUCCUGAAGGACGAGUACAGCAAUUUAUAAGGUACCAUUUAUUUUCAGUAACAUUCAGGCAGAGAAAAUUAUUGUUUAGAAUGUGUAGAUGCUGGAUACAUUAUUCAUUAAUCAUAUUCUUUGUUUUUAUGACUGUUGCUGUCAAAGCAGUACAGUAAAGUCUCAGUGUAAGUGCAGCACUCCAAACUUACAAACCAUCAUAAGAUUUGAGGUU
Molecule: messenger RNA, 2897 nt
Organism: Zootermopsis nevadensis
Lineage: Eukaryota; Metazoa; Arthropoda; Insecta; Blattodea; Termopsidae
Source: RefSeq, a predicted model, not a curated record